This is a messenger RNA of Paramecium tetraurelia, 423 nucleotides long. RefSeq lists its product as uncharacterized. The transcript has 2 exons. The record is from RefSeq and is a predicted model, not a curated record. NCBI's taxonomy places the organism in Eukaryota, Ciliophora, Oligohymenophorea, Peniculida, Parameciidae.
AUGGGAAAUAUUUGUAAACCUUAGGUUUAGUUACCAGAAGAAAAUGAGGUAGAUUUAAAUAAAAAAGUUGAAAUUGAGGAACAAAGGAAAAAAGCAAAUCAUAAAUAAGAUAAUGUAAAUGACUAAAAAUAAGACUCUAUAACCGACGACCAAAAGCAAUAAUAGGACAACUAGGAUGGAUAAAAGUUGAGGAGUGAAAAUAAUCAAGAAUUAAAAAGAAGAGAAAACAAAAAGAUGGCAUAAAUAGCAGCUGUUAUUGAUUAGGAAGUAAUAUAUGAAAAUAUCUAAAAACAAGAUAAAGUGAAAAGUCCUUUUGAUUAUUAACUAUUAUUGAAUGCAUUUUCUAAUAGUUUCAUAUUUGCUCAGUUGUAAGGCGACGACAAGUAUCAAAAAUUGAAUAUUAUUUUGAGUAAAGGUUAUUGA